Tetranychus urticae (two-spotted spider mite) is the source of this 1166-nucleotide messenger RNA. Its product is annotated as cathepsin L-like peptidase. Gene Ontology annotation, molecular function: cysteine-type peptidase activity. Lineage: Eukaryota; Metazoa; Arthropoda; Arachnida; Trombidiformes; Tetranychidae. The record is from RefSeq and is a predicted model, not a curated record. Gene Ontology annotation, biological process: proteolysis.
UAAUAAUUUGCUUCUAAACAUUCAUUCCAUUCAAUUUGAACCAACUAAACAAACCUAACCAUGUUCAAGACAAUCUUAAUUUUAGCCACUUUGGCUUGUGCUUUUGCCACCGAAGUUGACUUCAAAUCUGAGUUCAACAAAUUCAAGGCCACACACAAUAAGCUUUACACUUCUGAAAAAGAAGAGGCUCAACGACUCAAGAUCUUCACCUCCAACUUACGAAAAAUCAACGGUCACAAUGAACGCCACGCCAGAGGAAUGGAAAGCUACCAAAUGGGUGUAAAUGCCUACACUGACUUGACUUUCAAGGAAUUUUCAGAAAAACUUUUAGGUUACAAAGCAAAUCAUGACCGAGUUGCUCCAUUGGUCCACAAUAACAGCACAGUUGACGGUUUACCCGAUUCAGUUGAUUGGCGUACAAAGGGCAUCGUAAACCCAAUUAAAGAUCAAGCUCAAUGCGGUUCUUGUUGGGCCUUUUCUACCAUUGCCUCUGUUGAAGGUGCUUGGGCUCAAGCCAAAGGUAAACUCGUCUCCUUGUCUGAACAAAACUUGAUGGACUGUUCAUACGAUGAGGGAAACCAAGGCUGCAAUGGAGGUUUACCCGACAAUGCCUUCGAGUACAUCAUCAAGAAUGGUGGAGUUGACACUGAAGAUUCUUACGGUUACUCUGCAGUUUCAAGUAAUGCCUGUAAAUACUCAAAGGCCAAUGAAGGCGCAACCAUUUCAAAGUAUGUCGAUAUCCCAUCCAGAGAUGAAAAGGCACUUAAAAAUGCUGUCGCUGAACGAGUUGUUUCCGUUGCUAUUCAUGUCGGUGAUUCCUUCCAACAUUACAAAUCUGGAAUCUAUAACGAUAAAUUCUGCCCUGGAUUUAGCUUCUUCUUAAACCAUGCAGUCAAUGUUGUCGGUUAUGGAACUGACCACUGGAUUGUGCGUAACUCAUGGGGAACCACUUGGGGUGAAGCCGGUUAUGCUCGAUUCGCUAUCAACAAGAACCUCUGCGGUAUUGCUACUAAAGCUAGUUAUCCAUUGGUUUAAAUUUACCCAGAAAUGAAAUGAAAUUUUCAGUUUUUUACAAUUUAUUGGUUCAAGGAAGGCUUAAUUGUAGCUUACUAUUAAAAAUGUAAACUCAAAGUACUAAAUAAACUGAUAUUCAUUGUAAAUGCUUA